Marchantia polymorpha subsp. ruderalis is the source of this 1197-nucleotide messenger RNA. The record is from the annotation of a GenBank genome assembly. Lineage: Eukaryota; Viridiplantae; Streptophyta; Marchantiopsida; Marchantiales; Marchantiaceae.
CCACGGUUCCCUCGAUGCUUUCGUACACGAGCGUUCUCAUCAUCAGAGUCUUCGGAUCGCUGACAUUUGCGGUGGAAUCGGCUCGAGGAUCAUGCCUCUUCGAGUUCUUCAGGUGAUCACUGUUGUGAUCGAUGCCGCGGUCAAGGCCUGGACUAAAAAACGGUAAUGCGGAGGCCGCAGCAAAACACUCGAGCGCAGAAAAAGCCGCACUCGCACGCCGUACUGCGCCCGUCGAAAGAAGGAAGGAAGGGACGCGGGUGUUCAGUUUCCCGAGGAGCCGAGCGAUGGAAUCUAGUCCCUGCGUGAUCGAGGCUUUUGGGCAUGGGAUGUGGGGAAAAUUGCUCUGCUCUGCCUCUCUCAUGAUCGUCGUUCUUGGGUAGAUUCUCUAAUCUUGUACUGCAAUGCGUGCUAAGAAAUAAGCAAGCUACUAACUGCAAGCUGAACCACUUCAAGGCUCUCGCAGAUGGCCCACGAUGGAAGGUGCACAAUGUGUCUGCCGUACGACAUCAAUGAGAAUGUCGUUCGAAUGCCGGCGCUUUGAAGAGUCAGUGCUCGUUGAAAUUCAAAUCGAGAAUGGGAACGUUCAAAUGUCUCGCUCGAGCAUCUGCGAUUCAGGGAACGAGUUCACGAAGCGCAGAAAAGAUGUGUCCUUGUGAAACUAUUGAAUGCAAGAACAUGCACAUUUUCCAUCCUUGAAAGGGGUGGUGGUGGUAGUGGUGGCGGAAGGCAACGGUGCUAGUUCAACGAGAUCUUUGCAUGGGAAGUCGCGAGCUCGAGCGAGUAAUGGGCGCAAAUUUCGAAAGAUGAUUGUUGUACGUCGGCUAGAACAGCUAGCCCUCGUUCAAUGCCCCACAAGCUCCGCACGAGUUUCAAAAUGCCUGAUCGAACAAUGAUUAAUUUGGCGUCUUGAUUCAAACCCGCAUCAUUCCGAGUCAGUCAACGUAAUGAUCCUUGCGUCAUGAGCCACUUCGAGUUUGCUCCGUUCGUUCGUCGCUGGGCCCAACGGGGAACGGAGACCAGACCUUCAUCGACUUUUCAUUCAUCGGUAAGCUUGACCGCAUGGCGUGCAAAGCUUUGAAUAGUCGUACCCCAUCAAGAGGAAAGCAAAGAACAUUUUAAAUCAAUUCCGACCAAGUAGAUCCUAUCAUGUGCUGUAGUAAAUUAAGUUGAUCACGAGGGUGGAUAACAGCAUACUGG